This is a messenger RNA of Trichoderma virens Gv29-8, 789 nucleotides long. RefSeq lists its product as uncharacterized. Lineage: Eukaryota; Fungi; Ascomycota; Sordariomycetes; Hypocreales; Hypocreaceae. The transcript is spliced from 2 exons. Bases 1 to 789 code for a protein of 262 amino acids. The record is from RefSeq and is a predicted model, not a curated record.
AUGCGUCUUCUCAGCUUCAGCGGUAAUCGCCUGGUGUGCACCAAAGAUUUCAUCAACGAACCUCCGCCAUAUGCGAUUCUCUCUCAUACCUGGGGUGACAAAGAUGACGAAGUCACCUUUAGCAAUAUCGCUGCUGGCAAAGGCUCAGAUAAGCUGGGGUAUUGCAAAAUACAAUUUUGCGCCAUACAAGCUGCCUCAGAUGGAUUAUCUUACUUCUGGAUAGAUACCUGCUGUAUUGACAAGUCGAAUAGUACAGAGCUUCAAAGGGAGAUCAACUCCAUGUUUCGCUUGUACAAGAACGCUGCUAAAUGUUACGCAUAUCUGUCUGAUGUAACGGUACAAAAAGAUGAUAGCCAGCAUGACUCCUCAUCUUCAUUGAGUUGGGAGUCUUUCUUUCGCAAAAGUCGGUGGUUCACCCGAGGUUGGACGUUACAAGAACUAUUGGCCCCGGCGAAAGUGGAAUUCUUUUCGUCGGAAUACGCGCGCCUGGGUAGCAAAGAGUCCCUGGAAAAAGAAAUUCAUGAAAUUACACAAAUUCCACUCGAUGUGCUUCGAGGACGGGAAUUAUCUGAGAUUAGUAUUGAUAAGCGAAUGUCGUGGUCAGAUGGCCGUUUUACGACAUACCCUGAAGACAAGGCUUACUCUCUUCUGGGUAUCUUCAGUGUUUACAUACCGCUUAUAUAUGGUGAAGGACAGGAUAAUGCAUUUAAGCGCCUUCGGCGCGCAAUUAGCGACCAAGCCAUUAUUGAAGGCAAGUUUAACAAUCUCAUUACUCUCCUACACUAUUGA